AUGGGUAUCUCUCGGGACAACUGGCACAAGCUCUGCAAGACUGGGGGCAAGAGAAAGCCCUACCACAAGAAGCGGAAGUAUGAGCUGGGACAUCCGGCUGCCAACACUAAGAUCGGCCCCUGCUCCAUACACACAGUACGUGUUAGAGGAGGCAACGAGAAGUACCGGGCCCUGAGGCUGGAUACGCUAGUGAAGAACUGCAUUGUGCUCAUCGACAGCACACCGUACCGGCAGUGGUACGAGUCCCACUAUGCACUGCAUCUGGGCAGCAAGAAGGGAGCCAAACUGACUCCUGAAGAGGAAGAGAUAUUAAACAAAAACGAGGGACGACUCUCUGGCGUCUCCAGGGCUCAGGGCGCCGGAAACACGUGUGUGCUCACCUACGUGUACACACGUGAGCACACCUUCAGCAGUGGGGGGCGCUCUGGCCGGCAGGGGGCAGCACAGACUCAGCUUGCAAUUACCCGGCGCAGCCCCGAGGGAGGAGGGCGUGCUGCAGUCCCGGCGGCGGUGGCGGCGGCGGCGGCGGCUGGAGGUGCAGCUUCCCAGGUGGGAGGCGGGGGCUGCAAGCACAGGAAGAGCCGCCUCGGGAGCAGGCUCUCAGCUAGGCCUCCUCCGGCCCCCAGCGCGACGCGGCGAGUGGGAGCAGCGCGCCAGGAGCACGCAGGCGCCUUGUCCAGCUGGCCCUCCGCCGGCGCGCGGCGCGCGGCGCGGGAGCAGCCCGCAGCCCGCCCCCUGCGCCCCCCACAACCCACGACUCCCCUAGUCCGUCUGUGGACGGCCUUUGGGAGCGGCCCCUUUGCAGCCAGCACAGAUCACCCGCUCUGGAAAGCUCGCGGCGGCUGCAACUGCGGGAUAGCGCCCGGAGGCAGCGUGUACCCGGCUGGCGGUGGGCCCCUGCUCACGGGCGGCGCGGCAGUGCACAUCCCCGCCGCUGGUGCCGCCAAGGCUACCCUCUACUGCCGCGUCUUCCUGCUCGACGGGACCGAAGUAAGAGUGGACCUGCCGAAACAUGCCAAAGGCCAGGAUUUGUUUGAUCAGAUCGUGUACCACUUGGACCUUGUGGAGACAGAUUACUUUGGACUCCAGUUCCUCGACUCAGCCCAGGUCGCGCACUGGCUGGAUCAUUCCAAACCCAUAAGAAAGCAGAUGAAAAUUGGACCUGCUUAUGCUUUGCACUUUCGGGUUAAAUACUAUUCUUCAGAACCGAACAACCUGCGUGAAGAGUUUACAAGGUACCUGUUUGUUUUACAACUCAGGCAUGACAUUCUUUCGGGAAAAUUGAAAUGCCCUUAUGAAACUGCUGUGGAAUUAGCCGCACUCUGUCUACAAGCAGAGCUUGGCGAGUGUGAGCUUCCGGAACACACCCCAGAGCUUGUGUCUGAGUUUCGGUUCAUUCCAAAUCAGACAGAAGCAAUGGAAUUUGAUAUCUUCCAGAGAUGGAAAGAGUGCAGGGGAAAGAGCCCUGCCCAGGCGGAACUCUCAUAUCUGAAUAAAGCGAAGUGGCUGGAAAUGUAUGGGGUAAACAUGCACGUUGUCAGGGGAAAAGAUGGCUGUGAAUAUUCUCUUGGACUGACGCCGACAGGCAUAUUAAUCUUUGAAGGAGCUAACAAAAUAGGCUUAUUCUUUUGGCCAAAAAUUACCAAAAUGGAUCUCAAAAAGAGCAAAUUGACAAUUGUGGUGGUUGAAGAUGACGAUCAGGGCCGUGAGCAAGAGCACACAUUUGUGUUCCGGCUAGACAGCGCCAGGACCUGCAAGCACCUCUGGAAAUGUGCCAUCGAGCACCAUGCCUUCUUCAGGCUUCGGACUCCAGGAAAUAGCAAGUCGAACAAAUCAGACUUUAUCAGGCUGGGAUCUCGCUUCAGGUUCAGCGGGCGAACAGAAUAUCAAGCUACGCAUGGGUCCAGGUUACGAAGAACCAGCACCUUUGAAAGGAAGCCCAGUAAACGCUAUCCGUCUCGAAGACAUUCCACUUUCAAAGCAAGCAACCCCGUGAUUGCGGCUCAGCUCUGCCCUAAACCAAAUCCUGAAGUCCAUAAUUACCAGCCUCAGUAUCAUCCUAAUAUCCACUCCAGCCAGUCUCGGUGGCACCCCCAUUCUCCAAAUGUCAGCUACCCGCUCCCGUCCCCAGUGCUCACCAGCUCUGACCGGCUGCCUUUUGGCAUCGAGGAGAAUGGGGGCACACCAUUCAUCACCAAAGCACCAGGAAGGCACCACCAGUACCACCACCAGCCCCAGCAUCAGCACCAUCCAAACUAUGGCCUCACACUGACCCUGGAGAACAAAGAGGGGCCUUUGAGGUCCCCAGGCGCCAGCAGUAAGUCCCUUACAAAACUGAGUCCAGGAGUACCUGCCCUGUUCAGUGAUGCUGCUGCCCAUAUAAAGAAGCUGGAACUGGAAACAGUGAAGGCUGUUGGACCCUGGCCUGCUCUGCACAUCAACAUAAACAAGGCUGAAGACAAGAAAGUCUCAGAGAAGACUCUUCAGACUCCACUUUUGCCUUCUCCAAUAGCUGAUCAUGUCAAGUGCAACAUUUUGAAAGCCCAGUUGGAGAAUGCUUCCAGAGUGAAUGCCCAGGUUGGAAAAGAGGAAUCAACAUUUAUAAAUAUCAAUAAGAAAUCCAGUCUUCAGGAUGCUAAUGUAAGAAGUCCCAUUGCUAUACAUGUGGAAACUCCCCAGCCAGCUGUGGAAAAGCCGGAGAUCAAGCCUCCCAGAGUGAGGAAGUUAACCAGACAAUACAGUGUUGAUGAAGACGACCUCCCUCCGGACUUGGCUGAGGCAGUAGGAGCAACCACAACGACAACCACAAACACAGUCACCACUACCACCAUCACUACCACACAGAUCUCAGCGCCACUGGCAUCUCCCAAGAUCCAGAAAGUCAGCUCGCCUCAGAAGUCAGAAGGCAAGGGCCAGUCAUCCCCAGGAGCCAAGAGCCCCUCAGAACGAGGAGGUCCCUUGACCUUGGAGCCUGGUGAUCUUCUGAUGGAUUUCACAGAAGCUACUCCUCUGGCAGAGCCCGCCAGCGCCCCCCACUGUGCCCACUCUCGCUGUUCUCCUCCUCUCUCUCUCCCCAUGAAGGAAGAGCUCACUGGAGUUUGCAUGCACCCUCCAAUCAAAACGAGGCUGAUAAAAACAUUCCCGGCUGAUACAGUGAACCCAUUUCCUGAGCCUUUCACCACAGGGCCACAAUUUACUGCCGAUUUUCGAGAAAGUAAAUUGCAGUACUGCCCUGGGCAGUCUUCGCCACUGAUUCCAGCCACGGCCCUGAGGCCUUUGACAGAGUCGGUGUCUACGGUGCAGACCCUCUACACCACCCGCAAGCCGGUGUCUCUGGCUGCCAGUGCAGAGACACUGCGGCAGGAACUGGAGAGAGAGAAAAUGAUGAAAAGACUGUUGAUGACCGAACUGUGA
Molecule: messenger RNA, 3414 nt
Organism: Chrysochloris asiatica (Cape golden mole)
Lineage: Eukaryota; Metazoa; Chordata; Mammalia; Afrosoricida; Chrysochloridae
Gene: EPB41L4B
Product: erythrocyte membrane protein band 4.1 like 4B
Exons: 29
Coding region: 1-3414 (1137 amino acids)
Cellular component (GO): cytoskeleton
Molecular function (GO): cytoskeletal protein binding
Source: RefSeq, a predicted model, not a curated record